Messenger RNA from Saccostrea cuccullata (small rock oyster), 1744 nucleotides. RefSeq lists its product as uncharacterized. The coding region runs from base 17 to 1744 and encodes 575 amino acids. NCBI's taxonomy places the organism in Eukaryota, Metazoa, Mollusca, Bivalvia, Ostreida, Ostreidae. The record is from RefSeq and is a predicted model, not a curated record. The transcript is spliced from 8 exons.
AGAAGAACAAGAGAAAAUGUGGAAAGAGAGAGAAGAAAAUGCAGCUAAGAGAUUACAAGAAAGAAGGGAGAGAAGUCCCUGGCGAGGGGAUGAUGACCGUCGGAGGGGGGAAUCAGUACCAGGAGUCGCAGUCGAGACAGACCCCUCAGAAAUCGCAGCGGGAGCCGCAGCAGGGACAGGGGGGCCAGAAAACGCAGCAGAAGUAAUGACCGGAGCAGAGAAAGAGGAAGAAGAAGAUGAAAUUUUUAAACUUCGCUCUAUUAGAUCAUUUUAUUUUGUUACGUCUCCAUUAAUUUUUGUUGGGCUAGUGAAUCAACUGUUGACAGACAUCAUACUAGACAAUUUGAUAAAUAAAUUCAUUUUAAUUUGUCAAGAAGUGUUAUUGGAGAUAAUGGCAAGGCAUUAUGUACACAGGAGUGACUGGGAACCUGCACCGGGCAAGUGUGGCGCGCUUGAGUCGUAUAUUGACGCCGUUGAGUCAGACAUAGAGAAGCUCCUUUCAGUGCCAGACAAGACUCCCGACAAUUUGAGUAAGGAAGAGAGAUCUGCCUUACAAUCAUUAAAAAAUCGGGAUGACAUUGUAAUCAAGAAAGCAGACAAAGGCUCUACAGUUGUCGUACUGGAUAAAGAGAUUUACAUGGCGGAGGCACAAAGACAACUCUCAGACGAACGUUUCUAUAAGAAACUGGACUCUGACCCUACUAAAGAAUUCUCCACCGCCAUUACCAAAACUCUUGACGAUAUGUUUGAGAAAAAUGAGAUUGAAAAUUUGCCAUCCUAUCUCAAGGACACCACGGACUACAUUAACAAGACGCCCUCUACUGGCCUCCCAGAUCAUACCCUCCUCGUGACUAUGGACGUCACAUCUUUGUACACCAAUAUUCCGCACGAUGAGGGUAUAGAAGCCUGUAGAGAAGUCUGGGACAAUUGCCUUACGGCCCCCUGCAAUGGAAUGGGAUCAAACAGCAUUCUGUACAAUGACAUUGGCUACGGUAGUGUGUGCUUUUGGGUAAGCGUCUCAGAAAAGGAUCUCGCUCUGGCCCAAGCAACGUGUUCGGACAAUGGUGGAUCAUUGUCCGUCAUGACCGACACCGCAAUGCAAAACAUUGUGAACACCCUCCUAGACACCGCAGGGCGAAGUUUUGAUGAAAUCUACAUUGGUUAUGACGUGGAUACAACUUCAAACUACAGACUAAGACGGCUUUCUGGACAGAUCCAAACAUAUGAACAUUUCUACGCCAAAAAUCUCAACCAUGCAGACUGGCACUGUGUUUAUCUAUAUUUGGGCUAUUGGUAUCCAGGGAAAUGUGAUGCUCCCCGUUAUUUUCUAUGUAGUACCAUCCCAAAUCAAGCCCCUUCUGUUGCUAUGACGACGGAGAAAGUGAUGACCUCCACCAUUGCUGCCAUGACAACAGACACGAUCUCCACCACACUACAGUCAUGUACGUGUCCAGUUGUACAACAUACACCUACCAUCAGCUCCACAGAGGAAUUAAAUGCGAAAAUCGCAGAAAUCAGGAAAGAUUUAGAGGUAGAGAAAUCGUCAUUGUCUUCGACUAUCCGUAGAAAAACGUCGGCAGACGAUCCACGACCUUCCGCCAAAACUUUCGGUUCCAUCGGAGUAAUCAUUAUUAUUCUCUUCCUUGGAGGAAUAUUUGCUUUGGAUUUUCCGUUUCUUGUCAUUGAACUAAAAAGAUUUGGAACAAAUUUGUUAAUUAUUAAAACUAGAUUGUUUACCCGAUAG